GCCCCAGCCAUGAUGUUCCGGGAGCAGGUGGGCAUCGUGGCGGGCUGGUUCCGCGGCUGGAGCGAGUGCGAGCAGACGGUGGCGCUGCUGGCGCUGCUGAAGCGCGUGACGCGCACGCAGGCGCGCUUCCUGCAGCUGUGCCUCGAGCACUCGCUGGCCGACUGCGCCGACAUCCACCUGCUCGAGGCCGAGGCCAACAGCGCCGCUGCCAUCUCGCAGUGGCCCCAGGAGCCCGCCGAGGCCGCGGUCGCCCUGCUCCUGGCGCACCUGCCCCUGCUGCAGCCCGGCAACGCGGCGGCCAAGGCCGAGUACAUGAAGCGGCUGCAGAAGGUGCUGGCCGACGCCAUCGAGAGCAACCGCUGCGUGGAGGAGUCGCGGCAGCUGCUCUCGUACGCGCUCAUCCACCCCGCCACCACGGCCGACGACCGCAGCGCGCUCGCCCUGUGGCUGGGGCACCUGGAGGAGCGCCUGGCGCCCCCCGCCCAGCGCCGGCCCCCGGCCCACGAGUGGCCCCCCGAGCCCCCUGAGGCCGGCGGAGGAGGAGGCGCCGGCUGGCCCGAGCAGCAGCAGCAGCAGCACGGGACGGGGACAGGGACGGGGACGGGGACGGCGCCGCGGGAGAACGGGCACCCCGCCUUCCAGGGGGGAGGAGCCCUGCCGUGCCAGCUGCACCCCAGCCCCCUGAAGCGCUCGCUGGCCCUGGGGCCCGGCAGCCCCCAGCCCGGGCCUGGCGGUGACUGGGCCGGUUCUGGGGGGGGUCCCGAGGAGCCCCCCAACCCCGCGGGACCCCCCCAGCCCCGAGGGGCGCCCCAGGGCUUCGGGGAGCACGCGCCGCUGUCCCCCCAGAGCAGCGUGGCCUCGUCUGGCAGCGAGCACACCGAGGAGCGCAACUCCUUCCAGGAGGACGGCAGCGGCAUGAAGGACGUCCCCUCGUGGCUGAAGAGCCUCAGGCUGCACAAGUACGCGGCGCUGUUCGCGCAGAUGAGCUACGAGGAGAUGAUGACGCUGACGGAGCAUCACCUCGAGUCGCAGAACGUCACCAAGGGCGCCCGGCACAAAAUCGCCCUGAGCAUCCAAAAACUGCGGGAGAGACAGAGCGUGCUCAGGGCCCUGGAGAAGGACAUUCUGGAGGGAGGCAACCUGUGGACGGCGCUGCAGGAGCUCCAGCAGAUGUUGGGGACCCCCAUCAAGGCCUUCCGGCCCCCCCCGCCCCCAGGACCCCCCGACGGGGCCCCCCCCGAGCCCCCCAACCCCCCCCCGGCGGCCGAGGCCGAGCCCCCCGGGGCCGCCGUGCCCGAUGGGGACAUCCCGGGGCAGUUCACGCGGGUCAUGGGCAAAGUGUGCACGCAGCUCCUGGUGUCGCGCCCCGACGAGGAGAACAUCUCCAGUUACCUCCAGCUGCUCGAGAAGUGCCUGAGCCACGAGGCGUUCACGGAGACGCAGAAGAAGCGGCUCCAGUCCUGGAAGCAGCAGGUGCUGAAGCUGCUCCGAGCCUUCCCCAAGAAGGGGCCCCUGGACGGCCCCCCCGGAUACCGGCCCCCCAAAAGCUGGGCCUUUGGCUCCAACUCUCUCCCCAUAGCUGGCUCUGUGGGGGGGGGCGGCGGGGGGGGGGGUCGCCCCUUUGCGCUGCCCCCCCGGGCCCUGCCCCCGCCCCCCACCCGCCUGGGACUGCUGGGACCCCCCGGGGGGGCCCCGGCCCCCAGACCCCCCCCCCUGGGAGCGCCCCCCGCCCUGGGCACGCAGGGACGGCAGAGCCUGUGGUUCGGGGCCGGGGGGGGCGCGGGGGGGUCCCCCGGGAGCCGCGGGGCCGUGCAGAGAACGCACUCGCUGCCGGUGCACAGCUCGGCGCUGCUCGCCUUCCCCAGGAGUGCCCACCCCCCCGGGACUGACCUGGAGAUCAACCCCACGCUGGAGUCGCUGUGUCUGAGCAUGACCGAGCACGCCCUGGGCGACGGCACAGACAAGACCUCCACCAUCUGAUGGCGCCGCCGCCCCCUCCCAAAUGGGGGGGCACCUCCUGACCCCCCCUCCCCACCC
Melozone crissalis (California towhee) is the source of this 2037-nucleotide messenger RNA. RefSeq names its product sterile alpha motif domain containing 4B (gene SAMD4B). NCBI's taxonomy places the organism in Eukaryota, Metazoa, Chordata, Aves, Passeriformes, Passerellidae. Gene Ontology annotation, cellular component: P-body. Gene Ontology annotation, biological process: nuclear-transcribed mRNA poly(A) tail shortening; regulation of mRNA stability; negative regulation of translation. Gene Ontology annotation, molecular function: translation repressor activity; protein binding; mRNA binding. The record is from RefSeq and is a predicted model, not a curated record.